GGAGGGGAUGAAACUGCAGAGCACAAGUUGAGCACACUACAUGUGGACCCAGUAGGCCUGGUCGCACCACCUGUAAUUCUCGUCUCACCAGCCUCAGGUGCCAGCAUGGAUGAGGAUGAGCCGCUGCUGUUUCAGGCCAGCUGGGGAGAGGAGGGUGAUGAGGAGAGGCAGGAGGAAGAGGAUGGAGGAGCACAGGCAGCAGGGCAGAGCUGCUUGUCUGGGGGGGCUGGAGUGUGUGGGCUGUGGAGGGCAGUGGCGUGGGUGUACACGCAGCCCUGUGCCAGUGGAGUGGUUUUAGGGGUAGUUGUCCUGCUACCGUGUGCCCUGUUUGCCUACAUGCUCCUCUACUGCCCUCCUCUGGACAUAGACCUCUCCUACAGUGCCUUUGAGGUUCACAGCCACUUCUCUGCCGAGCGCUUCGACGCCCUCGCCAUCGCCGUGAAGACUCAGCUGGGGUCCUGGGACAGACGUAGGCGAGACUUAGAUAACAGCGAGUCUGAGGCCCUGCUGGAGCUUUUGCUGGAGAAGCUGGGCGGACAGGGAGUGUUUAACAGGACAGAUAAUGAGGGCAUAAGGUCGUCCACUGCUCAAAACGAGCCUUUAAAUGCACCAGAUGAUCAGAGGAGAGGAGCUGCAGCAGGCAGAGAUAAAAGGACAGUGCCAGAUUUGGAUCGGGGGCAGCCGGGGGAGCACAAGAACUCAGAUCACAGAGCAGAGGAGCACGGCGAGAGAUCGUGGGACGGAAAUUCGACUUUGCCGCUCAUUAGGAGGCGCAGGUUUGCCCCCAAUUACUACUUGCAGAGCCAGGCUCUGUGGAGGAUCGAGCUUGUGUUCGUUGCUCAAGGGGCGGGCGACCGCAACAUCUUCACCCCAGAACGUCUGCAGACGAUUCACCACGUGGAGCACCUGCUCAUGCAGCACCCGCAGUUCCAUCAGUUCUGCUGGAAGCCUCUGGAGAUGUUGAGGGAUCUACCGCUGGGGCCUUCCUACUGCUCCCCACCCAGCUCGCUCCUGUCCUACCUCUACCCCAGUGAGAGGGGAGGGAAGAUAUACUAUGACGGCAUGGGCCCGGAUCUUGCUGAUAUUCAAGGUUCUCUGAGUCUGGCCAUCACCCACCCACAGUUCUACUGGUACGUGGAUGAGAGUCUGUCCCCUGAGCAUCUCUCCUCCUCUCUCUUACGCAGUGAGAUCCACUUCGGCGCUCCUCUUCCUUCCUACUACUCCCUGCAGGACCGAGCUGACGAGCAAAGAUCUCGCUUCAAAAACUUUGUGGUUCAGUAUGCAGACAUCCUGGCUAAGCAAUCUACCAGCCAGGUGAAGGUGCUGUAUGGGGGGACAGAGCUGUUUGAUGACGAGGUGAGACACACCUUCCACAACGACAUGAUGCUGGCUGUCAUCAGUGGAGCCUGCAUCACUGUGCUCGUCUAUGUCCUUACCUCCUUUUCUGUGUUUCUGACUUUCUUUGGACUUGCAAGCAUCGGACUGAGCUGCUUGAUGGCUCUAUUCUUAUACCAUGUUGUCUUUGGUGUGAGGUACCUGGGAAUUCUCAAUGGAGUUGCAGCCUUUGUUAUUAUUGGCAUUGGGGUGGAUGAUGUAUUUGUGUUCAUCAGCACCUUCAGACAGGCUUCUUAUCUGCGUCAGCCGCAGCAGCGAAUGAUCUACACAAUUAAAACAGCUGGCCGAGCUACUUUCCUCACCUCCUUCACCACUGCAGCCGCCUAUGCCGCUAACACCUUCUCCCAGAUCCCAGCCGUGCAUGACUUCGGCCUAUUCAUGGCCCUCAUUGUCAGCUGCUGCUGGCUUUGGGUAUCCGUGCUGAUGCCAGCCGCCCUGUGUGUCUGGACUGAGUGUGUGGAGCCUCAGGAACAUGUCUGGUUGAAUUGCUGGAAGCUGUUUUCGGGCCUGUCAGCGAGCCACGGCCCUUUGUCAGAUGAGGACGAUGAUGUGGCACUUCUGUCAGUGGAGAUGGAGCCAGGUUCCUGUGACACAGACGGCGAUGCAGCCAUUCUUUCCCUGUCAGUGGAGACACCUCUGUCCCCUCCAGGGCAGCGGCAUGUGGGUGUGGUGAGCACAAAGCUCCAAUGGGCCCUGAAGCACUUAGUGGCAGAGCCAGCAGUGGAGCAACGAAAAGCCGUUCUAGGCGUCUUCCUCCUGGUUCUGCUCCUAUCUGCCGGCUGCUGCUGUCUCCUGAGGCCGGCCACUCACGCCCCCCUUCUUUUCCGCCGCGACACCAACCUCCAGACUCUGCUGGCUCUGAGGAGCAACCUGAGCGGACAAGGCAUCUCCUGCCCUAUGUGCUCAGGUGUGUUCAUGGAAAAGCCGCACCCUUUGUACGCCCACACUUCCUCUUCGGCUUUCAAGUUUUCUGCACAUCAGCAGACCCCGAGCACAACGACCUCCGCUCCUCGGAGCUCAGCAAAACAACAUUCAAGCAUCAGCCCAGCCGGCUCUUUACUCACAGUGUUCAUAUCAAAGCUGGACCUCGGAGCCUCUACAACCAUUUACCGCUUCUCCCUGAACACCAGCACUCCCUCCCCAUGGAAACUGUGCAGCACAGAGCAUGAAGAGCUGCCGUCAUUUCAGGCUUAUAAUCAGCCCCGCAGCAAUUACACCACCAGAAUGACAGUGUGUGUUUCCCAUGUGUACCACCCGUACCCCAGCUGGAUGAUCACAUCCACCUCAUGUGACCCCCGUCAUGGCUGGGCGCCAGAGUUUUCCUUUUAUGCAGCAUCGUCUCCGCAACAGCACAGCAGGAGGCUGUACUUCGCCCAGCGCCGCCUGAGGCCUCAUCCCAGCCGAGUGUGUGUCAACCCUCCCGGCUGUGGCGUCAGUUCUGGGCCUGAUGGACCCACACAGGGAACCUUUUAUACUCCUCUCCCCAGUGAUACUUCAUCUGCCGUCAAAAUGAAACCAUCCAAAACGCUUGGCUUCAACCCAUGCAGUGGCGGAGCGUGCGGCCACCCAGCGGUGCGACCUCUCGUCGACACCGGGGCGAUGGUUUUUGUCGUGUUUGGCAUCCUGGGAGUCAACCGAACCGAGCGCAGGGACAACCAUGUUAUUGGAGAUAUGGGCAGCAUUAUAUUGGAUCCAGACUUUGAUAUUUUCCAGGAAAUGGGACGUCUUUGCAAGAUCUGUAAAGCGAUCAGUGCAAACAAGCAGCUUGUGAAGCCAGGAGGAGCACAGUGUCUGCCUUCAGGCAAUAAACUGUCGUCUAUUCUGCCUCUGCUCCAUCCUGAGUGUCACUCUCUCCCUGAACCAAACCUGCUCCCGGGGCAGCUCUCCCACGGAGCGGUGGGGAUGCACGGAGGCAAGGUCCGCUGGCUGUCCAUGGCCUUUGAGUCCACCACGUACAAGGGGAAAUCCUCCUUUCAGACCUAUUCCGACUUCCUUCAGUGGGAGAACUUCAUCCAGGAGCAGCUCGCCUCCCUCCCGCAGUCCUCUGCUCUGCAGCGGGGUUUCCAGACCUGCGAGCACUGGAAGCAGAUCUUCAUGGAAAUCAUAGGUGUGGAGAGUGCCCUCUGGAGUCUGCUGCUGUCUCUGGCCAUCUGUGUGGCAGCUGUGUCUGUGUUUACUGCACAUCCUCUGCUGCUGCUGCCAGUACUCAUAACCAUUCUAGGCGUGAUCUGUGUGGUGCUGGCGGUCAUGUACUGGCUGGGCUGGGAGAUGGGAGCAGUGGAGGCGAUUUCUCUGUCUAUACUUGUGGGAUCAUCUGUGGAUUACUGUCUGCACCUGGUGGAGGGAUACCUGCUGGCUGGGGCGUCCACACCCUCUACGCCUGGUCAUAACUCGGAGCCUCCGGCCGAGAGGCAGAGGCGGACCCUGGAGGCGGUGAACCAUGUGGGCGUUGCCAUAGUGUCCAGUGCCGUCACCACGGUGAUCUCCACAGUCCCCCUCUUCUUCUGCGUCAUUGUGCCUUUUGCCAAAUUUGGCCAGAUAGUGGCGAUUAACACCGCCAUCUCCAUUUUGUUCACCCUGACGGUGACUGUGGCCAUGCUGGCGUGCAUGGCCCCCGCCCGCUUCAGCAGACCCCCCGGCGCCGUGCUGAAGGCCAGCCUGGCCGUGAUGGCGGCUGCAGGCUUGGGAGCGACAGCGUGCUGGGUGGGAGGACAGCUGGGAGCGUUGGCCUGGCAGCCAGUCAGCACGUAAACACAAGUGUUGGCCAACUCGCGCUGAUGUCAGGCAGAGGAGUUCCUCUGUAUGCAAAACUGUAAGCACUGUACGUCCCUCCAUGUUCAGGAGGAAUAUCAGAUCAGUGAGUGAUCUAAUACUUUACAGCACAAAGAUGUCAGAAUCUAUUCCAUUAUUAGAAGCUGUUUCUCAUCACAAAUCCAUUUUAUUUCACUCGUAUUGAUCAGUGGAUUGUACGUACCUCUGCUAACAUGUAGUGUAAACGACUGUGACUCACAGUGGCGCGUUGACCUUUCUGGGUUGACGCGAUGAUUCAGCUGAGGUAUUGCUUGUUUGAUCCCAUAUCGCCCUAGAUAUCGCCUAGAGGUGGAGAUGGUUUGAGUAGCUGUUGGGAAACACUGGCUGAGUCACAGUUUUCAUCAGUGUAACUUAUUGAGUUGUGAAGAGCCACUGACUGUUCUGUGAACCGCUGUUGUGAACACCGUCAGCGCGCCGCGCUCUGACGUCCAUGAAGAUUCGUGUUACUGACUCACGGCCAUGUUGUGAAACAUCCCCUUUCUGUUCUCUUAGUUGUGCACUGAAUGUGUUUUCAGCCACGUUUGUAACAAAGGUUAUGAUGUCCUGAUGUGGCUGGAUUAAAAGUUGUACUAGUCAAAUUAAUCUGUGCACAUUUUUGUUAAAUGUAAGUGUUUCUGUAUGCUGUUCUCACACAGUCUGAACUGACCUGAUGCUGCCAGCAAACGUGUUACCACAAGAUAUUAGUGGUGGAGGGAAUAAUCAGGGUCUCUACUGUACAAAUACCACACCAUGAAAAUACUCCACUAUAAGCAUAAGUCCUGCAUCCAAAACCUUAAAUAAGUGAAAGUAUUAUCAGAUAAAUCUCAAGUGAAAGUACUUUUUGUGCAGUAAACUAGUCCCUGUCAGUAUUUUACUAUUAUAUCUCAUGUUUUUGGUUUAAUAUUACUGCAGUGUUCAUGUGUAGAUGUUUGGGUUGAGAUAAUUAAACUACUUCACACAGGUAGUUUAAUCUGCAUCAAUGCGUCAUAUUCUAUAAAAAGAACUACUUUUUUGGGGUUCGGUGCCUUGCUCAAGGGCAUCUUGGUAGUGGCAAGGAGGUGAACUGGCACCUCUCAAGACACCACACUCUGUACCGACUGAUUUGUGCUGAACUUUACUCCAAGAGUGUUUUUAAAAUGAUUUUAUUUAUCUUAAGAAGCAGGAGAGUGUUCUCAUCCCAUACAGGAACAUUUUUAUCAAAGUUUAUCAAAAUCAACACAUUUGGAGAUACGUGGUUUUCACUGGACAGGAAGAGGAUGAAGAAUUUUCCAUCUGAAAAGUAACUAAAGAUGUCAGACUGAUGUAGUGGAGUGGAACUAUAAAGUUGCAUAAAAAUUUAAAUACUCAAAGUACUUCAGGUUUGGAUUUAAGUGCAGUACUUGAGUAAAUGUACCGCUUAGCAAAAUAUCGUCCUCUUUUCUGACCCUUUCAUGUUUAUACCGUAGACCUCAAACUGCUGC
Molecule: messenger RNA, 5645 nt
Organism: Chelmon rostratus (copperband butterflyfish)
Lineage: Eukaryota; Metazoa; Chordata; Actinopteri; Chaetodontiformes; Chaetodontidae
Gene: disp3
Product: dispatched RND transporter family member 3
Exons: 21
Coding region: 106-4146 (1346 amino acids)
Cellular component (GO): membrane
Source: RefSeq, a predicted model, not a curated record